CUUAGCCUACCGGUCGAGGAGCAGGGCAACCACACAGCCAAGCGAAGCGGCAGCACUUGUGCGACCGGUCCUUGGAUGCAAACAUUCAACUCGAGUACCAUUGACAUUGACAAGGAUGACGAAGAUGAGCGGCUAUGGCGAUAGCGACCGGUCGUUGGAUUCACAUUCUGUGAGCAGAAAUUGCCGACGCGGCAUAAAAGCUCAUGACUGUGGAAUGCGACCGGUCGCUGAAUGCAACCGCUUGCGAACGACCGGUCGAGCAAUCUUGCAAGAAGAUGGCGCUGCAGCAGCAUCCAUCCUUCGAAUAAGUUCCAGCAGAGCCAGAUCCAGAAAAGGCUCCGCCAUGAUUCUCCUUCGUCUUCCUCGCCGUCUUCUUCUUCUUCAUCCUCUCCUUCUUCUCCUUCUUCUUCUGCUUGGUGUCUCACUCGACGUGUGCACAAGCUUUGGCUAUGGCGGUCACGACGGAGAAAGGGGAGGAGGAGCUGCAGUGAGGGGGCGCGUGCAGCUGAACCUUGGACUGCGAAGACGUCUUCGCCAACCCUUCGUCCAUCGCGAUCCAGACCGUCACGGCGAUGGCGAUGGCGAUGAGGCUCGCCAUCGCCAUCGCCGGGCUGAUGCUGAUGGCGAUGCCAAUGCUGUGCUUCUUCUGCAUAACCGAGAUGGUAGCUAUGGCGAUGGCGAUGACAUGUCUCGCAGUCACCAAGAUAAUGGGGAUGGCGUCUCUCGCAAUCACCAAGAUAAUAGUGAUGACGUCUCUCGCAAUCACCAAGGUCAUAGUGAUUACGUCUCUCGCAAUCACCAAGAUAAUAGUGAUGACGUCUCUCGCAAUCACCAAGAUCAUGGCGAUGGCGAUGGCGAUGGCGUCACUGUCAAUCACCAAGAUAAUGGCGAUGGCGAUGGCGAUGGGGAUGGCGUUUCUAUCAACGACGAAGAUGGUGAAGGUGAUGGCUAUGGUGGUGUACGCUCACGGAAGGAUAUCGCGUUGUCGGCUUCGGCCGUGCAUGGAGGAGUGGUUGGAGGCGAAGAACGACCAUUUCAAGUGUUUAUUUUGUAUGAAUUCGAGGGGGAUUUUGUACCCCUUUGUGGAGGGACGCUAAUAGAUCCGCAGUACGUGCUCACAGCAUCACGUAGGCUGACGUAGCAUGUAAGGUCCCAUUACCCUCGCAAACCAAAUCUAACAUCCCC
Messenger RNA from Chara braunii, 1185 nucleotides. Lineage: Eukaryota; Viridiplantae; Streptophyta; Charophyceae; Charales; Characeae. The record is from the annotation of a GenBank genome assembly.